CUCGCCCUCCUGAGCGCAGCUGUGAACGUCCACUGGUCGUUUGGCUGCAGGUUACAGGUGUACAGUUCAGCGGGAUGCGGCGUGUUUGUCAGGAGCUCCUGCUCAUUUAGAACCAGUUUAAUUUAUCGGACUGUCUCCCACGCGGCUGUAGCUUCGUCCGAGGAGGAUGUUCCGUUCGGGGCUGAGCUGUCCGGGCUGCGGCUCCUCCAACAUCGUGGACGAUGACUUGUACUCUCAGGCCCAGCUGGUGUGCGUGGACUGCGGCUCCGUGGUGUCUGAGGGGUCGCUGGCUGACGAACCGGCCGGAGGUGCAGUCGUCAGCUAUAACAGAACCACCGCCGUGGCCAAGAAGCCUUGUAUGAACCUAAUCCAAGGUGUGCAGCGUUUGAAAGCCUUGUGUCGGAUCCUCAGGGUCAACAGCGAAAUCGAGGAUCUCUCUGAGAAAUACUACAAACAGGCCUACCAGCACGCGACCUUCAUCAACGUGAGCCUCCAGAAGAAGGAAACUCUCGCCGGCUGCUGCGUGCUCUUGAGCUGCAGGCUGCGUAAUUGGCCCAUCACAAUGGGAACCAUAAGCUGCCUGGUGGACGCCGACCCCAACGUGGUGGGAGCCAUUUAUAAAGAGGUGCUCAAGAUUCUGAGCAUCGAGGCGCCGACGGUCAACGUCACGGAUGUGAUGGAGGCUCACAGUCAGGAAUACAAAAUCAGCUCACUUAACGUUCCGGAAGAAUUGGCCGAGAGCACCAAGGACCUGACCAAGCGCGCCGUGGCUCUGGUGGAGCUGGCAGCAGACUCCUGGAUUGUGACUGGCCGUAGGCCCGUCCCCAUCAUGAUGGCAGCGAUGUACUUGGCCUGGCAGUCCCUGAAACCCAACAAGCACCGCCUCCAGCUCUCUCUGGAAAAAUUCUGUCAGAUCGCCCAAGUGAAGAAGCACAGAGUGGCUCUGACGAGGAUAGCCGAGAUGAAGCAGGUGUUGUGUAAACUAGGCAAGGAAAUUCCUUGGGUGAGGGAAGCGGUGACGCCGGAUAACGUCGUUCGGCAGGUGGAGGACAUUCUGCAGCACAGGUACGCCCUGAUGAGGAGGGCUAUGAGAGCCCACGAGGACACUCUGCAGGCAGAGAGUCAGGCAGAACCUCCAACUGCUCCCUCCCAAAUCACCGAACACGUAGAACAAACUCCAAACGCAGCCUCCGUGGAACAAUAUAAACCUGACAGGGCUGAGCAACCAGGAGAUGAAGAGGCCAAUCAAGGCAGAGCGCCAGAACACGGCGAAGCUGAGGAGAGCCAAGAUCCAGAAUCAAACUGGGGCAAAAGAGUGCUGUUCGCUCCCCCGUGUGUGAUUCACCCCAAGAGGAGGAGAGUGGAGCAACCUGAGCUCCAGGAUGUAAACGGUGACGAGGAAAUCUCUGACAGCGAAAUUGACUCAUACAUCCGCACUCCUCGGGAGGCUCGAGAGUUCGCGUUAACACAGAAGGUGUUGUCUGACAAAGAGAAGUCAUGACCUGUGUUUAGUUCCUCGGGUACUGAACAACAAGUUUACAUGAAGUUUAAAUUUUGGGUUUUUGUUCCAAUAAUGAUGGAGAUGUGUUAGUUUUCAUAAGACUUAAUUUGAUAAAGUCCAUAAUGACGCCAUGUUUAAAUGGUUUUUGUUUGCACUGCAUCCACAUCAAAAGUGUCUGAUGUGACAGAUUUAGAAAUGUUUACAACGUGUGGUGACUUUGUAUGGUUUUGGAAGACUUUUCUCUUGAUAGAAGUUUUUAUUUUUUUAAGAAUUUUUGUAACAGAACUAUAAGAGCAUCCCCUGACAUGGAUGUAAGGACCUUGCAGUGUAAAUAAAUGUUGUUUGGGUUCAAGAAAAAGAUUGAGUUAAGACGAGUUCUAAUAAAAUUCUGCUCAACCAGCAAA
Stegastes partitus (bicolor damselfish) is the source of this 1905-nucleotide messenger RNA. RefSeq names its product BRF2 general transcription factor IIIB subunit (gene brf2). The record is from RefSeq and is a predicted model, not a curated record. Gene Ontology annotation, molecular function: TBP-class protein binding. The transcript is spliced from 4 exons. Gene Ontology annotation, biological process: DNA-templated transcription initiation; transcription preinitiation complex assembly. The coding region runs from base 167 to 1501 and encodes 444 amino acids. NCBI's taxonomy places the organism in Eukaryota, Metazoa, Chordata, Actinopteri, Pomacentridae. Gene Ontology annotation, cellular component: nucleus; transcription preinitiation complex.